Molecule: messenger RNA, 792 nt
Organism: Prorocentrum cordatum
Lineage: Eukaryota; Dinophyceae; Prorocentrales; Prorocentraceae
Source: the annotation of a GenBank genome assembly
CGAGCAGCGCGGUCGCCGCCCGCGCCGCCCGCCCCGCAGCCAGCGCAUGGCCGGCCAGCCAGCUGGCGGCGCGCCCGCAGAUGGCCGACGUGCCGCCCGAGCUGGAGGAGGAGGCGGAGGUCGUGCGGGCCAUCUACGGCGAGGACGCGGUGCGGGCCUCCGCGGGCGGCGCCGGGCUCCUGAGCCUGGAGGUGGACCUGCAGCCUCGGGUCGAGCAGGGCGCCGCCCUCGUCUCCGUCUGCCUGCGCGUGGACCUGCCCGAAGGCUACCCCUCGGCGGCGAGACCGCGCGUGGCUUUGGAGCGCUCGCGCGGCCUCAGCGACGCGGGAGCCGCGUCGCUGCUGCGCGCGGCGGAGCGGGCCGCGGAGGAGCACGGUUGCCAGGAGUUCGGGUGCGUCAGUCAGCUCCUGGCCGAGGUGAGUGAGGCGCUGGACUUGGCGAACGACGCGUGCGAGGAGACCCGAGUUGCAGUGCAGCAUCUGCCUCACGCCCUGCGACCCCUCGGACCCGGUCGUCCACGCCCCGUGCGGCCACAACUUCAAGGCCUCAUGCCUGGCGCGCUGGGCGGCGCUGAAGGACGCGGAGGCCGAGGCCCAGGCGGGCGAGGCGACCAGCAGCGCGCGGGCGGAGCUGGAGGCGCUGCGCCGCGAGGCGGAGGAGUCUGCCGAGCGGGAGCGGAGCGCCGCCUCCGCGGUGGAGCGCCAGCGGGAGCGCGCCGCCGCCCGCCAGCGGCGCGUGGAGGCGCAGACGCUUCUUGCCGCCGCUCGCCGCCGCUCGCCGCCGCUCGCCGCC